AUGGCCGCCUCACUGGCGGAGCCACAACCCUUCACCGUAUCCGUUCCGGACGCUGAUCUUGCGCUCUUGCGCCAGAAAUUGGAUCUGACACGCUUUCCGGACGAGCUGGACGACGCCGCGUGGACCUACGGUGUGCCGCUUGCGAAUGUGAAGAGACUCGUUGCGAGGUGGAAACACGGGUAUGACUGGCGCGCUGCGGAGGCUAGCAUCAACGAGAUCCCCCAGUUCACGCGUGAUGUCGAAGUGGAGGGCUUUGGCACAUUGAACGUGCACUACGUCCAUCAGAAGAGCGAAGUGAAGAAUGCGAUUCCCCUACUGUUCUCGCACGGAUGGCCCGGUCACUUCCUCGAGGUCCAGAAGCUGCUCCCGCUGUUGACCUCCGCGUCACCAGAUCACCCCGGCUUUCACGUCGUUGCCCCUAGUCUGCCGAACUUUGGCUUCUCUGAGGGUGUGAAGAAACAGGGAUUCGCGAUUGUUCAGUAUGCUGAGACGUGUCACAAGCUCAUGCUUGCUCUGGGCUACUCUGAAUACGUGGUGCAGGGAGGAGACUGGGGCUCACAAGUCAUCAGAACCAUGGCAGCCAAUUAUGGCGUUAAAGCCGUGAAGGCAUGGCAUACAAACGAUACUUCUUCGAUCGGCCCACCAUCGUUCUCGCGCUUCCCUCGGCUCUGGCUUCAGCAUCUGCUCACACCCUAUACCGAGGCCGAACGUGCACGCAUCAAGCGCAAUGAGUUGUUCAUGCAGAAAGGACGGGGCUACAGCACCGAACAGGGUACGCAGCCGCAGACCCUCGGGUACUCCCUCGCGGACUCGCCUGCAGGUUUGCUCGCGUGGAUGUACGAGAAGCUCGUGCUCUGGUCGGAUGACUAUCCUUGGGAGGACGACGAGGUCCUGACGUGGAUCUCGAUUUACUGGUUCUCUCGAGCGGGCCCUGCCGCCUCUGCAAGGAUAUACUAUGAACAAGCGAAAGUGGUGGAGAAUCCAAACCAUAGCGCCCCGUGGUGUGCUGUUCCAGGAGGAAUAUCCUUCUUCCCCAAGGAGCUCCUUCGUCCACCUAAGACCUGGGCGCGUACAAUGGGCAACAUCGUGUUGGAGGUUGAACAUGGGAGCGGAGGACAUUUUGCUGCGUAUGAGAAGCCCCAUGAACUUGCGGCAGAUCUACGCGCGCUGUUUGGCAAAGGCGGCCCUGCGUUCGGCGUGGUGCCCGGUAAGGUUGGCUACGACUGA
Molecule: messenger RNA, 1227 nt
Organism: Fomitopsis serialis
Lineage: Eukaryota; Fungi; Basidiomycota; Agaricomycetes; Polyporales; Fomitopsidaceae
Product: alpha/beta-hydrolase
Exons: 8
Coding region: 1-1227 (408 amino acids)
Biological process (GO): epoxide metabolic process
Molecular function (GO): epoxide hydrolase activity
Source: RefSeq, a predicted model, not a curated record